Messenger RNA from Priapulus caudatus, 705 nucleotides. RefSeq names its product alpha-2-macroglobulin-like protein 1. The transcript has 4 exons. NCBI's taxonomy places the organism in Eukaryota, Metazoa, Priapulida, Priapulimorpha, Priapulimorphida, Priapulidae. Bases 51 to 344 code for a protein of 97 amino acids. The record is from RefSeq and is a predicted model, not a curated record. Gene Ontology annotation, cellular component: extracellular region.
ACACAUAUUUUCUAUGUUUUAGGUACACUGGUGAGGAGGAAUCAUCAAACAUGGCGAUAAUCAGUGUAAAUAUGGUGACUGGAUUCUCUCCAGUGAAGGAAUCAUUAAAUAAGAUUUUUGAGAAGCCCAGUAAGAAUUCACAAUUGAAGCGUUUUGAUAUUGAAGGCAAGACUGUAGAUAUCUAUGUAAACGAGUUCGAACCAGGUGAGCAGGUUUGCGUGACCUUUGACCUGGAGAAAUAUCUAGACGUCGAAAAUGUGAAGCCGGCUGUUGUGAAGGUGUACGACUACUAUGAGCCAGAACAGACAGCUUCUACUCUGUACAGCAUUGAAGAAUGCAAGUAAGCAACUGAGCGAGCAACCAACCAGCAGGAAUAUGGCUAUCGACUUGCCUGAAUAUUAACAAUUAUUUGGGAAAAGCUUUGACGUAGUAGACAUCGUACCACUUCGACCAUCGGACUGCUUUUUGGCUAAUAUCCUUAUCAGCUGUAUUCACAGAGAUUCACAAAACGCAUGCGUCAUCUUAAUAUUAUUAUUCAUCGUUUUCACAUUACCAAAUUAAUGUUUUAAGAAAUAAUUAUAAAUAAAAAAUUAUCUAAAUGUGUACUGCCCUUAUGCAUGCAGUAUAAUAUGUAUUUUUACGGACACGUACUCGUGUAAUUAUUUGUAUACAAAUAUUUUUAUUAAAAAGCUUGAUGGCUAGUCA